Messenger RNA from Clonostachys byssicola, 1245 nucleotides. NCBI's taxonomy places the organism in Eukaryota, Fungi, Ascomycota, Sordariomycetes, Hypocreales, Bionectriaceae. The record is from the annotation of a GenBank genome assembly.
AUGACUCCAUAUGCCCCUUCCCCAGUGUCAACGUCGCCAUCAGUCGAAGGCUUCUCAACCAUGACUCAUCCGGAUCCAAACCAGCCUCAGAAGCCACAGUCUCUCCACGAGAACAGUUCGCAUGCCAGUGAGGACGAUUCAGAAGAUGGCUCCUGGCUCUGUCACUGUACUCCCGGUUGCAAGACCGGAGCCGGCCCCAGAAAGGCCAUCUCUCACUUCUUUGGCAGAAACAAAGCCUGCACGUUGCUGAUUCCCAACCAUGUCUGGGUCUUCUUCUGCCGGAAGCACUACCAACGGACCAGAUACCGCAACGGAGGGCUGUAUGCCAAGACCCAGAUCAAACUUGUCCGGGAGCAGGCCACAAGGAUCCAGAAUUGGAGCCAGAAGAACAUCGCCAAGGGAAGAACGACCUAUCUCAAAGACUGGACCUUUGCCCUUCGCAAGAGAGAGCAGGAGCGUGUCGACGAGGCUCUCAUGGCGCAGGGUACGCCUGGUAGUGGAGCGGAGUUGGAUGACACCGAUACCGUCGCGGAUAUCCCUAGAUGGGUUAUCAACAACUUGGGUGUUGGGAAGACCUCCGACCAAGUCUUCGAAUUGAUCAAUCGCUUUCGAGAUGAGCUUGAGGCUGGGCGGAUCGAUGACCUGCCUGAGGUCGAGUUCCUCCCCAACAUUGUUGGCGGCAACAGAACCGCCCCGGGUGCUACGGCUCGAGCUCGAAACCAGGCCAAAAGAAAGGCUUCGGAAUCAGGCGAUCUGAGCAUCGAACGCAAUGAAGGGAGCACAUCAGGCUACAAGAGGGCCAGAACAUUCUCCGGAGAGCGCGAGACUGAGCCUUCUAUGAGUCUCCAGACGAAUACUAGCUUUAUCCUUCCAUCGCAGUCCUCAUAUGUCACUGCUAGCAGUCGGUUUGGUGCCACGAAUAGGCCGUUGCCGAUCCAGCCUCGCCAUCGCAGCCCCCACCCUUCCGAGCCGAGGGGAGGAUCUUUCUCUGAGCAGAGGCCUUCUCUCUAUGGUCAGCCUGCAGGGCCGUAUGUUCCAUCUGGCCCUCCCAGACGGGAAUUCGAGUCUCCCAGUCCUUACACCUCUUCAAGUCAGCAAAGCACCCUUGGCCAGCCUGCACGUCCACCCAUGUCCUUCAACGAUCCCCAGAGGCACAGCCCAUAUGGUUUUGCAGGCGAAGGAGCUACGCCAACUCAUCUCAACAAUUAUGGAGGUUCAUCUCAACAUUCUCAAAGCGACGGCUAG